Messenger RNA from Artibeus jamaicensis (Jamaican fruit-eating bat), 1897 nucleotides. Its product is annotated as patr class I histocompatibility antigen, A-126 alpha chain-like. Bases 17 to 1360 code for a protein of 447 amino acids. Gene Ontology annotation, molecular function: peptide antigen binding; signaling receptor binding. Lineage: Eukaryota; Metazoa; Chordata; Mammalia; Chiroptera; Phyllostomidae. Gene Ontology annotation, biological process: antigen processing and presentation of endogenous peptide antigen via MHC class Ib; antigen processing and presentation of endogenous peptide antigen via MHC class I via ER pathway, TAP-independent; immune response. The record is from RefSeq and is a predicted model, not a curated record. Gene Ontology annotation, cellular component: external side of plasma membrane. The transcript has 8 exons.
CUCCCGAUUUCUGGUUAUGUUGCGGAUCUUCAUCCUGCUGCUCUCUGGAACCCUGACCCUGACCGAGACCUGGGCCGGCCCCCACAGCCUGAGCUAUUUCCACGCCGCCGUAUACGAACCGGGCCGCGGAAAGAACCGGUACAUCGUCGUCGGCUACGUGGACGACAUAGAGAUCAUGAGGUUCCACAGCGACGCCGCAAACCCGAAGAUGGAGCCGCGGGUGCCGUGGGUGGAGCAGGCGUGGGUGCAGCAGGAGGACCCAGAUUUUUGGGAGGAACAGACGGUGGAAAUCAAGCAAGAUCCGCGGAUGAGCAGAGUGAACCUGAACCAGCUGCGCGCCCACUACAAUCAGAGCGAGGACGGGUCUCACACCCUCCAGGAAAUGACCGGCUGCGUGGUGGGGUCAGACGGCCGCUUCCUCCGCGGGCACAGCCAGUUCGCCUACCAGGGCACCGACUGUGUCCACCUGAAUGAGGACCUGUGCUCCUGGACCACAGCCUCCAAAGUGGACCAGGUCACCGGGAGCACCUUGGUGCAGGUCCCUGAUGCAGAGGGCAGGAGGUUCUUCCUGGAGGACACGUGUGUGCGCCGGCUCCAGCUGCUCCUGAAGAAGGGGAAGGACACUCUGCAAAGAGCAGACCCUCCAAAGACACACAUUACCCACCACCCCAUCUCUGACCAUGAGGUCACCCUGAAGUGCUGGGCCCUGGGCUUCUACCCUGCUGACAUCACCCUGACCUGGCAGCGUGAUGGGGAGGACCUGACCCAGGACAUGGAGCUGGUGGAGACCAGGCCUGCAGGGGACAAGACCUUCCAAAAAUGGGCAGCUGUGGCUGUGCCCCCUGGAGAGGAACAGAGAUACACAUGCCAUGUGCAGCACCAGGGGCUGCCUGAGCCCCGGACCCUGAGAUGGGACCCCCCUCCUCAGACCAUCAUCACCAUCAUGGGCAUAGUGGUCAUCACUGCUGCCCUGGGUCUCCCUGGAGCUGUGGCUGCUGCAGCUGUGAUGUGGAGGAGGAAGUGCUCAGAUAGAGGCAGGGAGAGCUACUCUCAGGCUGCCUGCAAUGACAGUGCCCAGGGCUCUGAUGUGUCUCUCACAGCUAAUAAUGAGCUGGGUUGUCCAGACUCGGUGCUACAACAGUCACUGCAGCCUCCCCUUGGGACGUUAAGGAUCCCUAACUGCUAUUUCUACAACGAGCAUCUGAAUUCGUCUGUGUUAUCAGCUCAUGUGAGGGACUGCUACCCAGGCCACAUUUCACCCAGGGACCUGUGUCCUCUCUCCUGGGGCCUGUCCUGUCCUAGCAGAGCUGGGGGAGCUUGUCCCCAUCACGGUGCUCACGUCCAUUCCUUUUUGUUUUAAUGUCCUGUUUCCCUGUUGGAAAUCAGAAUCUGUGUAUGAAUUGUGUUUUUAGAUUCUUCCUAGAAAGGGUCAGUGGGUUAAAUGAAGGAGAAGAACCUACAAUGGGAGAGAAGACAUCAGUGACCAAGAACCUGGGAACCUUCCAGAAUCUGGGCGCUGAGUCUGUUGCAGGUGGGGGCAUGGGCGGCUGGGAGGAGCAGGGUGCAGCCCAGUCAGGCUCCAUGUGUUAACUGGCUCCGACAUGGUCAUUCCUCCUCUGGGUCAUCUUUGUUGUUCCUCAGUCUUGGCCGCUUCAGGAGAACCUUGUCCCAUCAGGACCUGUGAUCCCAGGGACAAGAGUGCCACCUUGUGGUGGCUCCAGGACUGUGCUCAGUGAGGGCCUCAUGAGGCCGCGUCAGCCUGGGCUGCAGCUGGGUCUGUCCUGCAGCCCCUGUGUCUUGGAUAUUUGUUGUUUCUUUUUCUUUUUUCCUUUCUUUUGUAUAUAUCGCACCUAUCCUUGUUUUGUAAAAGUUAAAUGAUUGUGGUGUUUUUAAUUAA